This is a messenger RNA of Anguilla rostrata (American eel), 1360 nucleotides long. Its product is annotated as protein Bouncer-like. NCBI's taxonomy places the organism in Eukaryota, Metazoa, Chordata, Actinopteri, Anguilliformes, Anguillidae. The record is from RefSeq and is a predicted model, not a curated record. Bases 240 to 614 code for a protein of 124 amino acids. The transcript has 3 exons.
AAAGAGAAGAAAGAAAGAAAGAGAGAGAGAGAGAAGGGGAGGGAGAGGGAAAAGCCGGAUGACCAGACAGAGAGAGGACAGCAUAAACGAAAUCUUUCAGCGUGAGAAAACAGUUUUGCAUAACGAAAGACCGCGACAGAGAGAGCUGAACGAAAAAGAGACUGGAGAUAAAAGCGUAAAACAACAGGAAGAGCCCCCAGACGAGCGGUCCGACCCCCGUCGCUGUGCAGAGGGAAGCCAUGGCUGGCGCUCUCGGCUGCCUGCUGCUCCUGAGCGGCCUCCCGUGCGUGGUCUCCCUGACUUGUUACACCUGCCUGUUUCCCGCCAUUUCUCCUGUGGACUGUCUGAAGUUCCCCCAGCAGUGUCCUCCAGACCAGCGCUGUCUGUCCAGCACCGCCAUCGGCACGCGCGGAGACUCUAACCCUGUGGUCCUGUAUGAGAAAAGCUGUGCUGUGGCCUCCCAGUGUGGCCUGAGAGGCCAGAAAUACACCAUGGGCCUCAACUUCACCUACAGCAACGAGUGCUGCGACACUGACCUGUGCAACGCUGCCCCCUACAGGCCUGGGGGUCCCACGCUCUACCUCCUUCUCCCCCUGGCUCUCGCUCUGUGGUGAUCUGCCCCUGAGGUCAGACGUCUCCAAAGCUGGAGUCAGCCACCGUGUCUGCUGGCUGGAUUCACAAGUCAUUGAUCGGCUAGAGUCCACACAUACACACACACACGCAUGUACGCGCGCACGCACGCACACAUGCACGCACACACACGCAUGCACACACGCAUGCACACACACAUGCACGCACACACCCUUCUGAAAGGAUGCCAAGUUGCCAAGGGGCUCCCUAUAUGUCCCCUUAAUAACUUUGAGUUGUAAUGUGCUAUCUGUCACUGACUGAACCAAUCAAAACACAGCUCUGCAAGACAGCGCAGUCUGAUUGGUUCACACCAGUAACACACUAAUCGCGUAAUUAAGGCUCCUCAGAAAGUCUUCCUGCUCUGUCAUGACUGAUAUCCGCUGUCAUGACUGAUAUCCCCUGUCAUGACUGAUAUCCACUAUCAUGAUAGAGCAGUGUUUAUAUUCUCCAAAGUCCCUGUCAAAAAACAGGAUUAAACAGAGCAAAAGUUCAUUUUGUGGCCUAAACUUUCGAUAUGAAUGUAUGCUGAUAUUUAAAAAUACUAAGAUGAUUUUCUCACAUUCUUUUUAACAAUAGCUUUUGUAAGCCAAAUCUCAACAUUCUCUCUCCUGUAUUGUUCUGACCAGAAGAAUUAAUGCAAAGUUUUUCAUGCAAUAUUUUAUUGUUGAGCUGUCUAUGAAACAAUUGGCAAGAAAAAAUAAAAAACAUAAAUAAAAUGAUCUCUGACAAA